UUCAUAUACAAUUUUACGUACAUAUACACAGCCAUGCUGUCCGCGUGUUUCCUCUUAUUCGGAAUUAUAUCAGUCCAUACCGUGUCAUCAGCAAAGCCAUGUUCCGGUCGAAGUGACACCCCGUGCUGUCUCCACGGAGAACCCUAUACCAACUACCAAGGAGUACAAGUGAAGUGUGGUCGAGGCUUCCCCAAACCUGACUGUCCAGAAAGCUACUCUUGUUUCGUACAGGCGGCCGACAAAUGGGCAGUAUGUUGUCCCCCCGAGACAGUAGAACCAGAGCCAUGUUCCGGUAGAAGCGACACCCCGUGCUGUCUCCACGGAGAACCCUAUACCAACAACCAAGGAGAGCAAGUGAAGUGUGGUCGAGGCUUCCCCCAACCUGACUGUCCAGAAGGCUACUCUUGUUUCGUACAGGCGGCCGACAAAUGGGCAGUAUGUUGUCCCCCUGAGAGAGUGGAACCAGCAUACGUGGCGCCCCCUCCCGGGUACACGGGUUUGAGACUUCAAACAGUGUGUUUGCAUGUAGAUCCAGCCUGCGCUCAAAUGAACUACAAAAGGAUUGAUGGAACCUGGUACCGAGUUUGUGACAUUCCGAGACUCGAAUGUUCGACAGCCCGGAAAUAGUUCUAGUAUUAUUUGAAUCUUCUCCAUUGUGCAUUGCGCUCGCAAAGAAUCGCAAUACUCCCCCAAGGGAAAUAUUGAUACAUACAUAGAAUAGUGUGAUAAGAUUUGGUAUUAGAAAUGAAAGUUAUGUCUUGUGAGUUUUCUAGAAUAUUGUAGUGCUUUUAAUUGUGGAAAGAUAUAUUAUACAAGCGAAACUAAUUAUGUUAUUUCAUUGAUUUCGAUGUUUUACAAACAAAAAAUACAAAAUGAAUCAUAAUACAAUGCAUACAAUGUUCAUUUAUACAUGUUUUUUACGUAAAUGACAACAUUAAAUUGUGACAGAUGCACUGUUUAGUACAAAAAUUUCCACAAAAAUCUGUUUUGAAAGCACGAAAAUUUGCAUCGCGUUUUCCCUGAUUUCAAUACUUACGCACGUACGUGUAAACUUUGACGCGUUAAUCAUAAAUUUGAUGAAAUUGUUGUUUAGAUUUUUAACACAUUAAAUGCCAACACGUUACUUGA
Molecule: messenger RNA, 1128 nt
Organism: Pecten maximus
Lineage: Eukaryota; Metazoa; Mollusca; Bivalvia; Pectinida; Pectinidae
Product: neurogenic locus Notch protein-like
Exons: 4
Coding region: 34-627 (197 amino acids)
Source: RefSeq, a predicted model, not a curated record